AUGGAUGAAGACCGAGAUGCAAACAUCGAGCAGUGGAAAAUUAAGAGGCUCAUAAAGAAGCUGGAGAAUGCCAAGGGGAACGGAACGAGCAUGAUCAGCCUGAUCAUCAAGAACAAGGAUGAAGUUUCUCGAAUAAAUAAAAUGCUUGCGGAUGAAUUGGGCACAGCCUCCAACAUAAAGAGUCGCGUGAACCGGCUCAGUGUGUUGUCUGCCAUUACGUCCACUCAGCAGAAGCUGAAGCUGUAUAGCAAGACGCCACCGAAAGGGCUAGUCGUAUUCUGCGGCACAGUCAUAACGGAAGACGGGAAGGAGAAGAAAAUGUCAAUCGAUUUUGAACCCUUCAGGCCAAUAAACACAAGUCUCUACUUAUGUGACAAUAAGUUCCAUGUGGAAGCUUUGAAGGAGUUGCUUGAAAGUGAUGACAAGUUUGGCUUCAUCAUAGUGGAUGGAAAUGGAGCCCUCUUCGGUACCAUCCAAGGGAACACAAGAGAAGUCAUAAGAAGAUUCACUGUGGACCUUCCCAAAAAACACGGAAGAGGAGGUCAAAGUGCGUUACGUUUUGCCAGACUUAGAUUAGAAAAAAGACACAAUUAUUUAAGAAAAGUUGCUGAAGUAGCUACUUCUGUUUUUAUAACAAAUGACAAGAUCAACGUGUCAGGAAUAGUCCUUGCCGGAAGUGCAGACUUCAAGAAUGACCUCAUGCAUAGUGAUAUGUUCGACCAAAGGUUAUUUACAAAGGUUAUAAAAAUAGUAGAUAUUUCUUAUGGAGGGGAUAAUGGGUUUAACCAGGCCAUUGAGUUAAGUUCGGAGGCGUUACAAAAUGUGAAGUUUAUUCAAGAGAAAAAAUUGAUUGGAAAAUUUUUUGAAGAAAUUGCACAAGAUACAGGGAAGGUUGUGUAUGGCAUAGAGGAUACAUUAAAAGCAUUGGAGAUUGGCGCUGUGGAAUUACUAAUUCUUUAUGAAGGGUUGGAUAUAAUAAGGUUAACCACAAGGAAUGCCAUUACGAAUACUACCAGGACGAUGCAUAUAUCCCCCCAGGACGAGAAGCAAGAAUCUUUAUACAAAGAGAACAACGUAGAGUUGGAAGUGGUGGAAAAAAUAUCCCUCACCGAUUGGGUCAUAAAUAAUUACAAGAGGUACGGGGCGUCCUUAGACUUUGUCACUAAUAAAUCCCAGGAGGGGGCUCAGUUUCAGAAAGGCUUUGGCGGCUUCGGCGGCAUGCUCAGGUAUAAGUUGGACCUCAAUUUGUAUGACGAGGAUGUGGAGAGCGAUGCGGAGCUGUUCUAA
Molecule: messenger RNA, 1287 nt
Organism: Plasmodium coatneyi
Lineage: Eukaryota; Apicomplexa; Aconoidasida; Haemosporida; Plasmodiidae
Product: Eukaryotic peptide chain release factor subunit 1
Exons: 3
Coding region: 1-1287 (428 amino acids)
Biological process (GO): cytoplasmic translational termination
Cellular component (GO): translation release factor complex; cytosol
Molecular function (GO): sequence-specific mRNA binding; translation release factor activity, codon specific
Source: RefSeq, a predicted model, not a curated record